AUGAAGCUUUCUCAACUUGGCUCCAUCUUCCUUCUUGGUGCUGCCUCGGUGUCAGCCUCGGCUUCAGGAAAUGCUGCCGUCUUUGAAUUGAACGAUCAGCCUGCCCAUGACGCCAUUGUUGCCUCGGUCCACGACUCCAAGGUCUACUUUGCCGACAAAUUUGGUGUGGGUGAAUACUACUCUGUCGGCCACAGUCAAAAGUCUGUAAAGCUCCUCCAGAAGUUGCAUUCUGCCGAUUCGGGUAAGCCUUCUGUGGUUUUCAUUGUUAAGGGCGUGGAGAACCCCUCGUCUUUCUUCUCUGACAGCGGCUCGGGGGCAGCUUCCACUGCUGCAUCCGACAAAUUGGCAUUUGAGAUCGGUCUCCUGAAGGAGAAGCACGUUCGUCACCUUGUUCAUGAGCUUUUCGAAGAGUUGCCUGGUCAUUACGCCAAAGUCCACAACUCCCUGGUCACCUCUGUCACCAAAGAAAUCCACAUGGUGGCUACUCAAAGCACCGAGUCAAAGGCCAUUAAGCAUGUGUUCAAGCGUUUGCAGGAUGACUUGCCUCGCCACUGGAACAACUUGCUUGCUGGAAACAGUCAGAACAUCGUGGAUCUCCUGGACUCCGGCUUGAAUGUUCUCAACGACAAGCUCUUCAUCAGUGAGAUCUUGCAAGUCGCCAAGAUCGCUGAUCAGUCUGAGGGCCUCCUUGUUAUGAAUCUUGACUCGCUUCUCUCCCUCGGAAUCAAGAUUGGAUUCCAAUCUUCAACCUAUCAGUUGGCACAGAGAACGUUGGCUCGCUCCAUCCAGGCCAUGAGCGACAAGUUUGAUGUUACCGUAGUUGCACUUGGUCCUAAGCACAAAACUGCUGGAUGUGGAUCGCGCAUGCAGAAGAGAAGCGAUGAGUUGGCUGAUGUGUUUUCCGUCUUUUCCAAGAGAGGAGCUGUGGCAGCUAAGGCCUGCUUUGCUGACGAAGAUGCAUGCACUUCUGCCACCAACAACUGUAGCGGACACGGCUCGUGUACCAAGUUCCAGUCUAAGUGCUGGCAAUGUGCUUGUAAGCCUACAUUCGACAAGAAGCUGUCUAAGACCACCAAAUGGGCCGGUAGCGACUGUAGCAAGAAGGACAUUGCUGCCCAGGCCAAUUUGUUGUUGUGGACAUCGGUGGCUUUGUUGUUGACAUUGGUGGGAGGUGUCAAGCUUCUCUACAGCAUUGACAGCGAAUCCUUGCCGGGUGUUUUGGAGGCUGCCACUGUCAAGAGAUCCACUUGA
Sungouiella intermedia is the source of this 1251-nucleotide messenger RNA. Lineage: Eukaryota; Fungi; Ascomycota; Pichiomycetes; Serinales; Metschnikowiaceae. The record is from the annotation of a GenBank genome assembly.